AAGAGAAUAGAGGUUAUGUUUAUUGUGUUUAUGUUUUUUGUUUAUAUUUCUAGACUUAAUUGUCUUUACUUACACAAAAAGAAAAUAUAAAAAAUGAACAAUGUAGAGACAGUAGAAAACUUUUUUGGAGUGUAUUUACUUUAUUGUCUUAACCCGAAAUAUGCGGGAAGAACCUACAUAGGCUACACAGUGGACCCAAAUAGAAGAAUCAAACAACAUAAUAAAGGUUUACAAUAUGGGGGUGCAUGGAAGACUAGCAAUAGGGGCCCAUGGACAAUGGUAAUGAUCAUUCAUGGUUUUCCCAAUGAUAUUUCUGCAUUACGAUUUGAGUGGGCUUGGCAACAUCCGCAUGCCAGCAGAAGAUUGCAACAUGUAAGCAAGAAAAAGGCAAGGGAGAAAACUUACGAUUUUUGCCUAAGGGUUUUGUCGGAAAUGUUGCUAGUUGGCCCUUGGAAUAGGCUCCCUUUGACAAUCAGGUGGUUAAAUGAAGAGUUUAUUAGGGAAUUUCCUGUUGGAAAGUGCCCCCCAAUGCAUAUGCCCAUCUGUCAUGGCCCUGUGGUAAGCAAAAAACUAAAAGCUCAAGGAAGUCUGAGCCAAGAACCCAAAGAAUCAGACCUGUGCUACAUUUGUUUUAACAUAAUAGAACCACCUAAACAAAUGACAUGUUUAAACUCGGAUUGUAAUAUCUUGUGUCAUAUUCUGUGUAUGUCCAAAAGUUUUUUAUCGAAGGGAGAAUAUGUGCCUGUAGAGGGCAAAUGUCCCAAGUGUGAAAAUCACUUUUUAUGGGGAGAUUUAGUUAGAAAAUAUAAGGGUUGUUAUGAAAAUAUUGAUAUGAAGGUUAAUGUGGCACAAGCUAAUGAUUUUUAUUGUUCUGACGAAGAAGUUUUAUGAUGUUUUACUGAUACUGUAUUUUUCUGAUUAAUUUUUAAUUGACUCACUUUUUAGCUUUAUAUUCUUAUUGUUUUUUUUUUUAAUUUUAUUAAGGUAAAUAUACAAAAUGUGGCAUACAUAUUUUAAAAAAUUACAUGAUUUUUAUAAUGGA
This is a messenger RNA of Anthonomus grandis grandis, 1042 nucleotides long. Its product is annotated as structure-specific endonuclease subunit slx1. Gene Ontology annotation, cellular component: Slx1-Slx4 complex. Gene Ontology annotation, biological process: double-strand break repair via homologous recombination. Gene Ontology annotation, molecular function: crossover junction DNA endonuclease activity; 5'-flap endonuclease activity. The record is from RefSeq and is a predicted model, not a curated record. Bases 94 to 891 code for a protein of 265 amino acids. Lineage: Eukaryota; Metazoa; Arthropoda; Insecta; Coleoptera; Curculionidae. The transcript is spliced from 4 exons.